UCCCUAUCCCUCGCUUUCUCAUCAACGGACAUUACCUCUCUCAUCACUGUCCCUUACAGAAAGACCAUCUCUCUCUCUCUCUCUCUCUCACUCUCUCACACACACAUACACACACAAAUGGCACCAAAGAAUGAUGGAGCAGCAAAAAAAGUAAUGAACAAAGGAGCAUGGACAUCGGAGGAGGAUCGUAAACUGUCCGAGUACAUUGAAAUCCAUGGUGCAAAGAGGUGGAAAACAGUUGCAGCCAAAUCAGGGUUAAAUCGAUGCGGGAAGAGUUGCAGAUUGAGAUGGUUGAAUUACUUGAGGCCCAACAUCAAGAGGGGCAAUAUAUCUGAUGAUGAAGAGGACUUGAUACUUAGGCUUCAUAGGCUACUUGGCAACAGGUGGUCUUUGAUUGCUGGGAGGCUUCCAGGACGAACAGACAAUGAGAUAAAGAAUUACUGGAAUUCUCAUUUGAGCAAGAAAAUAAAUCAAAAGGAGAAAACACCUGAGGCUUCAACCACACAAAAAACCAUGCAUCAAAAAACUUGUGACCUUGCUCAAGUGGACAAGGAGGGUGCUAGAGGAACUGGGAACUCUGAAUUCAAUUUUGAUGUAAAUGAGUUCUUUGACUUCACAACCGAAGGGUCCUACGGGUUAGAUUGGGUAAACAAAUUUCUUGAGCUUGAUGAAGAUUCUUGGCUCACCGAGAAAAAGUGAGCCUUGUAAUAAUAAUAAUUGUUUUCUCCUUUUAUUUUUUUAAAUUGAGUACAUUGUAUAAGACAAUGUAAUUUUUAUGUAACAUAAAAAUAAAAUUUUCUUAUUGUACCAUAAA
Quercus robur (English oak) is the source of this 814-nucleotide messenger RNA. Its product is annotated as transcription factor MYB114-like. Lineage: Eukaryota; Viridiplantae; Streptophyta; Magnoliopsida; Fagales; Fagaceae. Gene Ontology annotation, biological process: cell differentiation. Gene Ontology annotation, cellular component: nucleus. The record is from RefSeq and is a predicted model, not a curated record. Gene Ontology annotation, molecular function: transcription cis-regulatory region binding. The transcript is spliced from 3 exons. The coding region runs from base 118 to 699 and encodes 193 amino acids.